CCAACACCUCCGCACUCCUCAUCCAACAGAACGACACUCGAGUCACAACUGCCCACACGAUGAGCGCAAGCCCUGCCCCUAGAGAAGACUGGAUUCCAGCUGCCCCCGAGUCAUUCAACCUCAAGCAGCAAUCAGUCGCCGUUCCCGGAUCGGAAAAGGAGGGAUUCACUCCCAUUUACCGCAACGCAGCCGUCCCUGAGCUCUCCACCCGCGAGACCUACUACGAUGUCUUCAACAUCGGACGCGAAAAGGCACACAACAAACAUUGUCUCGGAUGGCGCCCCUUUGACUUUGCCACUGGUACCUUCCUGACAAAGUACGUCUGGCUCACCUACGAUGAGGUUGAAGAGCAGAGGACAGCCGUCGCCUCCGGUCUUGCCCACCUCGCCGCAUCUGGCAAGCUGGGCCAAGGCCUGCCAAAGACCAAGUGGACCGUAGGCAUCUGGUGCCAGAACCGACCAGAGUGGCAGAUCAUCGACUUUGCAAACGCAGCCCAUAAUCGCCAGACUGUAGGUCUGUACGACACUUACGAUGACGAUUCGGCCCUGUACGUCCUCAACCACUCCGAGGCAAAGGUUUGCUUCACUACCACUUCACAUAUCUCGACUCUGCUUGGCUCGUCCGACAAGCUCCCCCACCUCCGUGCCAUUGUACUCCUCGACCUAUUGCGAACCGAGAACUUGCCGCAGGGUGAGCUCAGCAGGCAGCAGCUUGCGCGUCAAUGGGCUGCACAAAAGGGAAUCGAGGUCCUCAGCUUCUCGGAUGUCCUUCAGCUAGGCCGAUCCAACCCGACAGCUCACGAGCCUCCCAAGGACAACAGCGAAAUCAGUGGCUACUGCUACACUUCGGGCACCACUGGCAGGCCCAAGGCCGCCCUCGUCGCCCACCAUCAGCUGGCACUCGCUUCUGGCUGCACACCCCUCACCGGCUUUGCAGCGGAUGACGACGAGACGAUGAUCAGUUACCUCCCCUUGGCACACAUCUUUGGCCGCUUCCUCGAGGCUUGCAUGUUCCGUCGCGGCGCCAGGAUCGGCUACUUCGGAGGCGAUGUCGCCAAGCUCGUUGAGGACGCCCAGGUCCUCCAGCCCACCCUCUUCCCGGGCGUUCCUCGCGUCUUCAACCGCAUCGCUGCGCAGAUCCAAUUCCAGGUGGACGGGCCAGGCCUCAAGGGCAAGCUGCUCCGCACAGCCGUCAAUGCCAAGAUUGCCAACCACGAUGAGGAUGCCUCGGUCACGCACGCGCUGUGGGACCGCGUCGUCUUCAAGAAGGUGCAGGCCAUUCUCGGCGGCAAAGUCAAGUCGAUGGUCAGCGGCUCUGCUCCCAUUCGCCCCGAGGUGAUCCGUUUGCUGCGCGUCUGCUUCGCUUGCGACUUCCGUGAAGGGUACGGUCAGACGGAGAACACGGGCUGCUGUCUCAUCAUGAUGCCAGGUGACAAGAGCCUUGGAUCAUGCGGUGCUCCUCAGCCUGGCUGUGAGGUCCGACUCAAGGAUGUGCCUGAGCUUGGGUACCGUUCAACGGACAAGCCCUGGCCCCGAGGUGAGCUUCUCAGUCGUGGUCAGACUACCUUCCCCGGCUACUACAAGGACCCUGAAAAGACCAAGGAGACAAUCGACGAGGACGGCUGGCUCCACUCGGGCGAUGUUGCUGCCUUUGACGACCUGAGCCGAUUCCGUAUCAUCGACCGAGUCAAGAACCUGGUCAAGCUCGCGCAGGGAGAGUACGUCGCCAUCGAGAACGUUGAGCAGACUCUCAGCUCCAACAAGUUCACGGCUCAGACCUGGCUCUAUGGCGAUUCGCUGCAGGCUCAUCUCGUUGCCGUUGCCGUGGUCGACCCAGAGACCUUUGCUCCCCUUGCUUCUAGCGUGACGGGCAAGCAGCUCACCUCGUCCGACCUCAAGGGCCUCGAGGAGGUGUGCAGCGACGAGAAGGUGGUCAAGGCCGUGCUCGACGAGUACACGCGCAUCGCAAGGCAGCGCAAGCUUGCUGGCUUCGAGUACAUCAAGAAUGUCAAGCUGCGCGUCGAGCCCUUCACGGUGGAGAAUGGUUUGAUCACUCCGACGUUCAAGAUGAAGAGGCCAGAGGCGAAGAAGAUUCUUGCAAAGGACCUCGAGGAGCUCUACGCCAAGGAGCCGGCGAACACGUCGUCGAAGCUUUAAGAUUGGAAAAGGAUCCACUUCGCAAUCUCGCUCAUUCCCUUCUUCUGCGACUACCCCUUCCCCUACUAAACACGCGUUUCCAUCAUGUAUGCUUUCUCACGAUGCAGAUUCACGAAGACAUCAAACUUUCCGCCAGCCCCAAUGUAAGCACGUCUGCCAAGCCGAAGCCGCUCCCUCCCUUGUCCCCAUUGUCCCCCUCGAUCAAGCCCCGUCUCUUCAUCUCUCCCACAAUCGCCGGCCCCGUAUCCGCAAUGGUGUCUACCACCUUGAUCCCCACCUCCUUCCACGCCUCGCGCUUCUGCUCCGCCGAGUUGAUCCCAUCACGCCACACGGCACCGGAGUGGCCGAAUGUCUGACCCGGAGGCACAUUGCGGCCAGAGAUGAAGCCCACGAUAGGCUUUAUCGGCUCGCCCGUCUCGGCGUUGAGGUAGCCGUUGCUGUGGAGGAGGUCGAUGGCUUCUUCCUCCAUGACCCCUCCCACUUC
Molecule: messenger RNA, 2640 nt
Organism: Jaminaea rosea
Lineage: Eukaryota; Fungi; Basidiomycota; Exobasidiomycetes; Microstromatales
Product: acetyl-CoA synthetase-like protein
Exons: 3
Coding region: 60-2156 (698 amino acids)
Biological process (GO): long-chain fatty acid metabolic process
Cellular component (GO): membrane; endoplasmic reticulum
Molecular function (GO): long-chain fatty acid-CoA ligase activity
Source: RefSeq, a predicted model, not a curated record